Molecule: messenger RNA, 2798 nt
Organism: Xiphias gladius (swordfish)
Lineage: Eukaryota; Metazoa; Chordata; Actinopteri; Istiophoriformes; Xiphiidae
Gene: ubl3a
Product: ubiquitin-like 3a
Exons: 5
Coding region: 546-899 (117 amino acids)
Molecular function (GO): protein binding
Source: RefSeq, a predicted model, not a curated record
CGAAAAAAGAUCCGUGUCCGGAUGUGCCAGCAGUUUCGGGUUUUUUCGCAUGGCGUAGGCAACCUUUUCUGAAGCGGGAUAUUCUUGACGUUUGGCGGGUCGGAGGAGCCCCCCCCCCCCCGGGUCGCCAGCGUAUCCCCACUAACAGACACGCCACCUCUACAUUUUGCCGAUUUGGGGAAGAAAACGAUCAGCGACAUGAUUGUGCAAUAGAGAGGAGGAAGCGCUGCACGUCUUGACUACCUCUGUGUUGACUGUGGAGAAAGAGAGAGAGAGGCGGAGAGAGAGAGCUAGAGAGAGAUAGAGAGACAGAGAGAGAGAGAGAGAGAGCAAGUCACCAGGGAUAAAUUGUGUUUUUGUUUCCUCUUCUAAACCCCAACAACGACGCGUUUUUCAGAGCUUGUGACAGCUAUUACAACGGAGACGAAAAGAGGGAAUAUUCGUGUCCUUGCCUUGUGUGUGUGUGUGUGUGUGUGUGUGUCUGCUGGUGUGUGUGUAUGCGUGUGUGUGUGUGAACACCUCCGAGGACUGGAUAACCCUUCGCGAUGACGGCCAGCACCCCAGCGGACAUGAUAAACCUGCGGCUCAUUUUAGUCAGUGGGAAGACGAAAGAAUUCCUCUUCUCUCCCAAUGACUCGGCUGCAGACAUUGCCAAACACGUCUAUGACAACUGGCCGAUGGACUGGGAGGAAGAGCAGGUCAGCAGUCCUAACAUCCUGAGGCUGAUCUACCAAGGACGUUUUCUACAUGGCAACGUAACACUAGGAGCCCUCAAACUGCCCUUGGGGAAGACCACAGUGAUGCAUUUAGUUGCCAGAGAGACUUUGCCUGAGCCAAAUUCCCAAGGUCAGAGGAAUAGAGAGAAGACAGGGGAGAGUAACUGCUGUGUCAUUCUGUAAAAAAAAAAACCACCUCCGCUCCCGUCCCGACACCCUUCUCGUCCGUUCUCGCCCUCAACAUUGUGGACCUAAUGAGCUUGUCCCCCUGUCCUGGAGCCUUUCCACAAAGCGGAAAUGCAUACAUACAAACACACAAACACACAAACACACACACACACACACACACACACACACACACACACACACACACACACACACACACACACACACACACACUCUUCCCUUUUUCUUUUUCUUACCUCUCUCAUAUACUCACACAUACAUGGCAAGACAGAAAGCUCAGUCAGGCUGAUCCGGGACACAGAGUUGGGAGCAGGAUAUUGAUUAACGAUAGAGUUGAUUCCUUUGUUGUACAUGAUUUGUUGUCAUAACUGAAAAUUAGAGGAAAGAACUGGAUUUGAAUUUUGUUUCUUUCUUUUCUUAAUGCACAAACUCUUAAGCCUUCCGCCAUACACAUGCAAACACACACACACACACACACACACACACACACACACACACACACACACACAUACAAUAGACGUACACGCAUUGUCAAGCCAUCCCAGCUGGUCUGUUGAAAGUCAGUUUCCAGCUGGCUCUUCAAUCUAGCUGGUUGUAAUAGUAAUGCAGUGCCAGAGUUUGUGUGUGUGGCCUUGUUUUCUCCUACAGACCGCUGAGAAUUUUAACCACUAACAACUCACCAACGUACGAACACACACACACACACACACACACACACACACACACACAAACACACAGUGACGCCCUGUCUACACAUCCAGCCAUAUGUGCUUGUGUGAUGUCCCUCAGUGCAGCAGAUGAAGCUUAGACGUGCCUGAUCAGAGAACUCGAACCAGGACACACACACACACACACACAAAUAUACACACACACACACACACCUGUGUCCUUUAAACUGCCCUCCUCUGCAUGUGCCCUGGAAGGUCACAGGAGAGAAAUCACUCCGUUUUAUCUGCAGAGCGCUGUACUCUCUCAGUCGUCACAUUUUAGCCAAACAAAGCCUAAACAAACAAACAAAUAGACGGACAACCAGUGCUGGUGGUCUUGUUUUUGGUUACUUGUUUGUCCAUGACAUUUGUGACUGUGUUUUGACAGUCCGUGCAUAUGACUGACCGACCAGUGUUGUGAUAGUAAGACGUCAUGCCCGUUUUCUUCCCUCCCUGAUCCCCGCCGCACCAUCCCCCUCCUCAAGGAAAGGCUCGUUGUGCUCCUUUUUUAACAGUGUUGCAAAGGAUCUCUCUGACAACUGCUGUCCUAGCAGGGAAAUUAACUCUGAAUCACAGUGCUCCUCGUUUGUCUUAAUUUGCUUCUUACUCUCUCCUUAAUUCUCUUUCUGCAUUAAUAAGUCCAUUUUGCACAACUGAAGCAUGUGCUCCUUCAUCAGAUUAAUAAAAAUGUAUAAAAAGUUUUAUGGUUUUAUUUUAUAUUUUUCCAAUGGAAGUAAUGUUCCAAACUAAGGUAAUGUGUAGAAUAUAUUUAAUAUGAAUCUUAUAUAGAUCAUGAUGACUCUAGAUCUUGUUGAUAUACAGUAUAUUGGUGUUUAGUCUAUGAUUGUGUAUGCGGUUAGCUUCUAGCCAGUUCACAGUCACUCGCUGACAAUGUCUUGUGCUUAACAGCAGCAAAACCUCCCUAAUCAUGGACGGACUGUAUUUUUAUUUUCUAUUUUCUUUCUUUCUUUCUUUCUUCUUUUAUUUUUCAUGUUUAUAAUUUAAUGUAAUCCUUUUUCUUUGUGGUUUUUUUGCUUUAAAAUAAUCGCUUUGUAACAGCACUAGGUCUUAAAAAAAAAUAUUGUUUAUAUUGAUCAGGGUUCAAAUCUGUACAGAGAUAAACAUUUUCAAACCAAUUGUAAAUAGCACUAAUGCUCCCUCUCCCUCCUCCAAACUUCAAAAUGGAAUA